This is a messenger RNA of Marmota flaviventris (yellow-bellied marmot), 2567 nucleotides long. It is a transcript of the gene Wdr82, whose product is annotated as WD repeat domain 82. Gene Ontology annotation, molecular function: chromatin binding; protein binding. The record is from RefSeq and is a predicted model, not a curated record. Gene Ontology annotation, cellular component: Set1C/COMPASS complex. Lineage: Eukaryota; Metazoa; Chordata; Mammalia; Rodentia; Sciuridae.
GGCUUCUGCCUGUCGCCCCAAGAUGGCGGACACAAUGAACCGGCGCCGCGCCGGUUGGCCCUGAGGCGACUCUGAGGAGGAACGGUCGCCUAGGCCCCACGGUCCAGGCAGAAGAGUAUCGCCAGUGCGAGAGGGGAAGGAGGCGGACUUACUGCUCGCAGCCCUUCCGCUCGCCGCCAGUGCGGCGCCCGCCCCGCCCGGGUUGGCCCUCCGCAGCCCGCCCGCUCGCCCGCCAUCCAGCCCCGCCCCGGCCCUGCGCCGCUGCCGCCUCCAGCAGCCGCCGCCAUGAAGCUGACCGACAGCGUGCUGCGGAGCUUCCGCGUCGCCAAGGUGUUCCGCGAGAACUCAGACAAGAUUAACUGCUUUGACUUCAGCCCCAAUGGCGAGACGGUCAUCUCGAGCAGUGACGACGACUCCAUCGUGCUCUAUGACUGCCAGGAGGGCAAACCAAAGAGAACCUUAUACAGUAAGAAAUAUGGUGUGGACCUCAUCAGAUACACGCAUGCAGCAAACACAGUCGUUUACAGCUCUAACAAAAUAGACGAUACUAUCCGUUACCUAUCCUUACAUGACAACAAAUACAUCAGAUACUUUCCUGGACAUAGCAAAAGGGUGGUGGCCUUGUCCAUGUCACCUGUGGAUGACACUUUCAUUUCUGGGUCUCUUGAUAAGACUAUUCGACUCUGGGAUCUCCGGUCUCCUAACUGCCAGGGCCUCAUGCAUCUUCAGGGCAAGCCAGUUUGUUCUUUUGAUCCAGAAGGGUUAAUUUUUGCUGCAGGUGUCAACUCUGAAAUGGUCAAACUUUAUGACCUUCGUUCUUUUGAUAAGGGACCAUUUGCAACAUUUAAGAUGCAGUACGAUCGGACUUGUGAGUGGACAGGACUCAAGUUCAGCAAUGAUGGCAAGCUUAUACUCAUCUCCACCAAUGGCAGCUUCAUACGUCUCAUUGAUGCAUUCAAGGGAGUGGUGAUGCACACAUUUGGGGGUUAUGCCAACAGCAAAGCUGUCACACUAGAGGCUUCAUUUACUCCAGACUCUCAGUUUAUUAUGAUUGGUUCAGAGGAUGGCAAGAUCCAUGUUUGGAAUGGAGAGAGCGGUAUAAAAGUAGCUGUACUGGAUGGUAAACACACAGGCCCCAUUACCUGUUUGCAGUUUAACCCCAAGUUCAUGACUUUUGCCAGUGCGUGUUCCAACAUGGCCUUCUGGUUGCCAACCAUUGAUGACUGACCCUGAUGCUACUCAGCUAUUUCUGUAUAAUGGGGGUGGCCAGCAGGAAAAACUCAGAGUGGACUGAGAUAAGUGGGAUUGGAUCAUUUGACUGGGCUGGACAACAUCCUUUCACAUGGCCUUCCCAUGGAUGUGCUGUACAUCUGCUCAAAAGAAAAAAUUACUUUGUUGAGCUUCUUAAGAACUCUUGGUGCCACCGACUCAGUUGGGACUUAGCCUUUCCAGCCAUCAAUGCACCAGGUUCCUCCAGAGUGACCAGACUUGUGAUUAGGUUAUAGUGGGGCUCUCAAAAGCACCUUCAGUUUUGAAUGUAUUUGCUGCUGAGGAGCCAAUGAAGUCUUCAAUUCUGCACAUCCCUUCUCCCAUCUCCAUAAAUGCAUGGGAAGCCACAGUUCUGGUUUUAAGAUGCUUGGGCAGCUCAGUGCCCCUUGCCCUCACCCUGCAUGUCUUGUUACUGGGUCUCCCUGUGUAAUUGUGGCAUUAUUCCACAGCCAUCAUAUUUGUUAGGUGCCAAACAUUUACAGAAAUAAGUCUUCAUAUACCUUGGGGUCAAAGAUAGGGACAAAUACAGAAGGACCUUGCUUGUCAGGAAGUUGUGCAGUUGUCCUGUAAGGGUGGGUGGUCUGGAUAGGCCCCAGGCACUGGUGUUGGGUAGGAAAAGGCUCAAGAACCUAAAAGGGAGGGAAGGGGUAGCAUUGUGUUCCUCGGGCUAGAAGGUUUAGCAGCAGCCUGGUGCAGUCCCAUCAUCAAGAUAAACCUACAGUCCUGGGUGCCUACCAAGCUUGGUUUGUACAAAAGCAAGGUAGGAGUCUAUUUUUGUACCUGAGAUGCAUUGCUCUUUUCCUGUGGGCCAGUAUUGUGGAAUGAGUCUGAGUUGUUUACACUGAUGCCUUCCUUCCCUGUCCACCACAAUUGUGUACAUAGUCUCCAGGUGACACCCCCCUUUUACCCAGCUCCCACUGAAGAGUUGGUUCUAGGCCUGUGUUAUAUGUUAUAUUUAGCCUUUUAUAUAUGACCUUUGAUUUCGGUUUGUAUUUUAGCACAGUAUGUGCAUCUUCAUUUAAAUAUAUUUGUGCAUUCAUAUAUGCAUAUAUAUGUAUGUAGGCAUAUAUAUGUAUGUAUGUGUGUGUGUAUAUAUAUAUAUACAUAUACAUAUAUAUAUAUAUAAAAUCACCUGUAGCUUCUCAGUUCAGCCGAAGAAGGUGGAGUCCUGCAACCCAGGAGAAAGACUGCAUCCUUGCUAAUAGUGUUUGCCACAAGUGUUAGUCUUCCCUGUUACCUUUUUUCCUUUGGGAAACUAAAUAAAAGCAAAGCUUCUUGUGUUUGCUGUUUCCAUGGCA